Messenger RNA from Panicum hallii, 1766 nucleotides. RefSeq names its product probable receptor-like protein kinase At2g47060. The record is from RefSeq and is a predicted model, not a curated record. The coding region runs from base 259 to 1407 and encodes 382 amino acids. Gene Ontology annotation, molecular function: ATP binding; protein kinase activity. The transcript is spliced from 8 exons. Lineage: Eukaryota; Viridiplantae; Streptophyta; Magnoliopsida; Poales; Poaceae. Gene Ontology annotation, biological process: protein phosphorylation.
CGUACUCGCGUUCCCCCUCCUUUCCUGUGCUUGCUAAAGUUUCUCCAACGCGUUUAUUGACUGACGGGGAACACCUCCCGACCGCAUGACGCCGGUGUGCCGUGGUCUUUCGCGGCCUCCGGUGUGCCUUAUGAGCUCCGGUGGCGGGAAGUUAGGGAGGGAGGGGAGAAGGAGAGGCGGCAUCGCGACCUCGGUUGCGAAGGAUGGGAGUAGCGUACGGGCUGGUGUGGUGGGCGGGUAGGGAUCUUGGCUGUUAAUAUGAGCUCAAAUGCUCAAAUCGGAGUGUUCGUGUCCAGAAGAUCUUGGAUUAUUUUGAACAUGUCGUGUCUGGCAUGUUGUGGUGGCGAAGACACUCAAAGAGCACCUGAUAGUGGAGGUCCAUACCCUGGUGGCUACCCAGCAAGGAAUGAUGGUUAUCGCACUGCUGAUCCAACUCCCAGAGGUGCUCAACCUGUGAAAGUGCAGCCAAUUGCUGUCCCCACAAUUCCUGUUGAAGAAAUCCGGGAGGUCACAAAGGGUUUUGGUGAUGAAGCUUUGAUUGGUGAGGGUUCUUUUGGCAGAGUGUAUUUUGGUGAACUGAAAAAUGGCAGAAGUGCGGCAAUCAAAAAGUUAGAUUCAAGUAAACAGCCAGAACAAGAGUUUUUGGCACAGGUUUCCAUGGUGUCAAGACUUAAGCAUGACAAUGUCGUGGAGUUGCUUGGUUACUGUGUCGAUGGAAACACUCGUAUCCUUGCUUAUGAAUUUGCUACUCUGGGUUCUCUUCAUGAUAUGCUUCACGGACGGAAAGGUGUGAAAGGAGCUCAGCCAGGUCCAGUCCUGUCUUGGACACAACGAGUGAAAAUUGCUGUUGGAGCAGCAAAAGGCCUUGAGUAUCUUCAUGAGAAAGCACAGCCUCAUAUCAUACACAGGGACAUCAAAUCCAGCAAUGUACUUCUGUUCAAUGAUGAUGUAUCUAAAAUAGCUGAUUUUGACUUGUCAAACCAAGCUCCUGAUAUGGCAGCUCGACUUCAUUCAACUAGGGUUCUUGGAACAUUUGGAUACCAUGCACCUGAGUAUGCGAUGACUGGACAACUUAGCUCUAAGAGUGAUGUCUAUAGUUUUGGAGUUGUUCUUCUGGAGCUCCUGACUGGAAGAAAGCCUGUGGAUCAUACAUUACCAAGGGGACAACAGAGUCUCGUGACAUGGGCAACUCCACGGCUUAGUGAAGACAAAGUCAGGCAAUGUGUCGAUUCAAGACUUGGAGGGGAAUAUCCUCCUAAAUCUGUUGCAAAGUUUGCAGCAGUUGCUGCAUUGUGCGUGCAAUACGAAGCUGAUUUUCGACCAAACAUGAGCAUUGUGGUGAAGGCCCUCCAGCCCCUGCUGAAUGCACGUGCAUCCAACAACCCUGGUGAACACUCCGGAUCAUAAUCUUCAAUUCACCAUUUGUGACGUAGAAUAUUGUAUUGCCAAGGUUUUUUUUCUCUGGAGUAGCUGGGAAGCUGGCUGUAUGUAAGAUUAUGUUGUGAUUUGCUUUUUGCCUUAGCAGUACCUCAUUAAUUCUUCUGAUGCGUUGCAGGCUGAGUGAAUGGCUGCUCUUGCUUGUACUUGACGCCAGUAUCUGAUUCAGACAAUCAUGUAGCAUUGUAAUUUGUAAUAAGACAAAAGUAUGGUGCUUCUUGACCUUGGAUGUUCAUGAGGAGAUAACUCCUUGCAGUUCCUGGAUGUUACCGACUAGUAAGGAUCAUAGUAUAUACAAGUAUAAACUGUACGCCGUUUGUUUGGUUGCA